UCCGGGGUACCCGUAAGGUGUUUUACGUGAUUACGCGGUGGCGGGACUGAAGUAAAUAUGCAGAUAAGAGAGAAAGAAAAGCCAUAGUUUGUGGGAAAAAGGGGAGCCGCUCGCGUUGGCAUGUGACCGCGAGGUUAGAAGUGGGAGGUUUCUUGGUCCCGUGUUCUGCACCGUGUGCGAGCUCGUGGCGCGCGCGAGCUACGUGACAGCGAUCGUCGGCCGCGCGUUGCUGCUACUGCUGGGGGGCUCGCGGAGCACGGAGCGCGCCCCUUGCCUUCACAAGGGACAUGCAGUUGGACUGAAGGUGGGCGCAUCACGGGGCCACGCAGCCAUGAGCGGCAAGACGACGAGGGGGAGUCACCGGGGAGUGACCGCGGGCGUGACGGAUGCGCCCAAAGUGUCCCGGGCGGAGAAAGACUGCAGCUUCUCGGACUCCAGCUCCGGGUAUCUGAGUGCCGUGGACCACACAGACUCGGAGGAUGCAAGCCGAACGGGAGCACGGAGCACGCAGUCGGGGCCCCGGGUAGCUGUGGUGGCAGGUUCCUAUCCCAACCUGUCUCCCAUGAUUAUCAUGAACAAUGUGGUCCUCAAACAGCCAAAUCCUGCAGCUCCAACAGUAAAGCCCUGGGGCUUUCAGUCUGCCUUGGAAAUACUUCCUCAACCCCAGGUGGUCUUCCUCCAGCCAGUGGUCUCGAGUGGCAGCGGAAAAUCUAUGAAGACUGCUGGCAGCAAGCAGCGGUCCAGGAAGUACCUACCCAUCCUGAAAUCGUACCCAAAGAUUGCUCCAUACCCUGGAGAGAGCAUCACAGAAAAAAGCAGUUCUGGUUCCCCGGAGCAGAGCAGUUCAGCCUCCAGUCGCAGCGGGCGCCACCACCACCACCGCCGCCGCCACCAUCACCGCGACAGACAGCAAGUCUCCCUGAUGAGCUCCACUAGGUCCGUCCACCCUGUCAACCCCCAGCCGGCUUCACCCAAGCACACCCGCCCCAAGACCAAUGCUGUGGAGGUCCAGGCCUUGGACAAAUCUUUUCAGGCUGCACAGUCUCAAGAGUUAACCUUACCUUCAGGUGCACCUGCUUCACCCAUCCCUGAGGCUAGAGUUUCAUCGCCCUGCAGGUUGCCAGUGACACCCCCAGUGGGUAAGGGCCUAGAGGACAUCCCAUCUGACGGUCAGAGCAAGCGCAAGCGCUUCUGCAACACGUACAACAUUCUUCACAGGUCAGGGCUACUGGGAAUCACGUUGCGCACCAAGGAGCUCAUCAGGCUAAACCGCCACACCCAGAACCAGCUGGACCAUCUGCAGCAGCAGACCAGCCUCUUCGUGGAGGCUGUGCACAGUGGUGACCCCCAGGUCUGGGCCAAGCUACAGCUGGCCAUGCUAGAGGCAGGUACCGCAGGAGCAGUGGAUGAGCAGGAGAAUGUUGACAAUGACAAAGAGGAGGCUCAGAACAACCAAUUCUGAGUCUCCAGUGGGUCUGAUCAUAUUUUGGGCAAAUGCCAUGCUGCAUUCUUAGACCAGCACAUUGUAGCCUUAAGUUUUCUCAUGGUGUUGUGUUAUAUCUUACCUGUCAUGGGGUGGGCUGCAUGUCAUUUUAAAUGCUCCUUUAGUUAGCUUUUACAGACUCUGGGAGCAGUAUAUGGGUCUUGCAAGAUGGGGGAGGGGACUAGGAACUUGACCGCUCAAGUGGUGUUGCAGUAAAUUUCCAUUUUUGCUGUAUAGGAUGGUAGCGUUUGUCAUUUAGUGAACACAGCAAUAGACUCUAACUUGUAACAAGGUAUAUUGUAUUAGGUUGCAUAAUUUAUUUCACUAGAAAAAGUUUUUGUAGUUCUGACUAUAAAUAUGUAGCAUGUUUGGUCUAAAGCAAACUUAACUCAUUCAUUGGGUAUGACUUGCUUCUGCGCUUUGGUGUUAUGGAUCAAGUGCCACAGAAUGCCUGUGUGUAAAUUUUUUUUUUUUUUUUUUUUUUUUUGGUCAUUCCUUAUUUCAAAAUUGAAAAAGAGAGUCAGUUGUCACAAAAUUAACCCACGAUGCCUUCUCCAGGUUUCAUAAAAAUAAGUCAAAACUCCUGACUUUUGUUAAAUUUGAUUGCUGAUGAGGUUCAAAUUAAUUUUGGUGCCAUAGCCUUGAGAUAGCUGUCAGCAAACUUGUGUAAGUGCAUGUGUGUACUACGUUUUGUAGAGCACAGUGGAUUUGAAGAAAGGACUUUCGUGACUUUCAUUUGAAUUAAUGUUCAUGACAUUAAGCUUGUACCUUUUUUUGCAAAUUUGGUUUUGGGUGGCCUUAAUAUAUUUUAUGAAAUUUCCCAUGAACUGCUGUUUUUCCGUUGUCUUUCCAACAAUAGAGUGAGGGGGGAUAGAUUAACAUAUUGGUUGAAAGGGUAGACCGGAGUGCAGAAAACAAUUUAUAAUGUUACUUAAAACAAAUACAAAUCAUUAGAUGACUAACAGGUAUAUUUCUAAAACUAGCAUUUGUUGAAUUUGAACCAUUGGCAGUAACUUAGAUUUGUAAGUAUUGUUUGAAAGUCUACACAGUUCACCAUUUGUUUAGGGCUACAAAUGUCUGUGUCGCUUAAAUGACACGAAAAGGGACUGAGGACUCAGUACAACUGAAAGAACAGUUUGUGGUUGUUCAGUUAGCAUGUAACUGAUACAUGUCACCAGUAUAUUACUAUCAUUUUGUCUUGGCUUUGCAAAAAAAUGCAAUUUAUGCUCAUGAUUGUCUCAUUAUAUCCCACUUUGAACGUGUUAGACUCCAUGUCAGCUACCUCUUGAAAGAUGUCCUAUUUUACAGGUCCCUGAUGUGUCAAGCCUUGUACGCUCCACCUCUGGGCUAAGUUUAGAAUAAGCAUCAUAGGCAUUUUAUAUUUUUUUUUUUUUUUUAAAAAAAAAAAAAAAAACAUGUUCCAUUAAUAGGCACUCAGCAGUGUAGCUUAUGAAAAUAGUUUUCUGUAGAAGUUGUAGAGGUCAAGUGACUCCUCGUUUGCUGGCUGAGAAUCCAUCUUUAAAGGGAGGAUGUGAAAUUGCCAGUUAAGUCCGACUUGCUUCGUAGGCGUCUUGAAUAUCUGCCAUCUCUUCGGCACUUUGAAAUGAUGGUCGUCUUAGAGACUUGUCUUCCUUUUUUGCUUUUGAAUAAUGUUGUGAAGUCUGUGGGAUUAUCUCCUGUAAAGGACAUUGUACAUAAAGACUACCCUGUAAGGGUUUCAGCUGCCCAAAUUCUUUAUUUUUUGGUGUACAGUCCAUUCAGUCUUUCUAUAUUGAACCAGUGCUUACACCGUAGUUGUGGUAAAAUGUGUAAGUGUGAUGGUUUUCACUGAUCGUUGAUAUAUGUAUGAUUGCUUUAUACCAUCCAGUCUUUUAUUGUUUCCUUGAGUGAAUUUAAACAAUAUAUGUAUAUAAAUUUCCCUCAGUUGCUUCUCUUAUGGUCUAAGUUAUAAUUUUUAUGAAUAUACAGUACAAUAAGAUGUUUGUCUUAACGUUGUCGCUGUCGCACAGUUGUGGGCUUCAAAUGUAAUUUAUUAGUUGUGAAGUACUUAUUAGCUGCGAAAAUUUGUCAGUCAUAAGAGCACGGCUAAAUAUAUCUGUGUAAACACACAUUACUGUACUUGAUUGUCAAAGGUAAGAAUGUUUCUCAAUUUUUUU
Scleropages formosus (Asian bonytongue) is the source of this 3639-nucleotide messenger RNA. It is a transcript of the gene cipca, whose product is annotated as CLOCK-interacting pacemaker a. Bases 332 to 1462 code for a protein of 376 amino acids. NCBI's taxonomy places the organism in Eukaryota, Metazoa, Chordata, Actinopteri, Osteoglossiformes, Osteoglossidae. The record is from RefSeq and is a predicted model, not a curated record. Gene Ontology annotation, biological process: negative regulation of DNA-templated transcription; negative regulation of circadian rhythm. Gene Ontology annotation, cellular component: nucleus. The transcript is spliced from 4 exons.